Molecule: messenger RNA, 750 nt
Organism: Cladophialophora yegresii CBS 114405
Lineage: Eukaryota; Fungi; Ascomycota; Eurotiomycetes; Chaetothyriales; Herpotrichiellaceae
Exons: 1
Coding region: 1-750 (249 amino acids)
Molecular function (GO): RNA binding; metal ion binding
Source: RefSeq, a predicted model, not a curated record
AUGGCUUCCGUAGCCUCCUCCCAAGCCGCACUCCCCGCGACCAACCCACCACCUCCAACUUACACGUUCAGCUUCACGCCCUUCCUCCGCGCCAACAGCCUCGCCGCUCUCGCCUCCGCCGUCCCCGUAUGCCCGGACUUUGCCUCGACAGGGCACUGCCCGCGCGGCCGGCGCUGUCCCGACCGCCAUCCCACGCCAUCCCAGCAACCCUCCCAGCACCACCACUUUGGCCGCCACCACCAGAAUGACAACUACGUCUGUAAGCACUGGCUCAAGGGAUUGUGUAAAAAGGCCGACGCGUGCGACUAUCUCCACGAGUACAAUCUGCGUAAGAUGAGCGAGUGCCAGUUCUACAAUCAGAACGGGUACUGUCAGAACGGGGAUGAGUGCCUAUACGUGCAUGUCAAGGAGGGCUCGAAGCUGCCCAUGUGCGAAGACUACAACAAGGGGUUUUGCGAGAAGGGGCCCAGGUGCCCCAACCGCCACGUCAGGAGGAAACUCUGUGAGUUCUAUCUUGCAGGGUUUUGUCCCGACGGCAGGGAAUGCAAACAUGGUGUUCACCUGAAGAGUGUCGCAUUGGCGGGAGGAGCGGCAGGAGAAAAGGAGAAGGACGAAGACGCGAGGAGAAGAGACAGAGUGGCGGACCUGGAGAAGAGAGAGGACGAUCAGAGGAAGGAAUUCGGGUGGAAGGGAGGCCGAGGUGGAAAGGGCGGACGGUGGAGGAACAAGCGGGACAGGGAUAGGAGGUGA